AUCCGUCUGGUCUGCUGACAAUGCCUCGGAGCCCCACCUCCAGUGAGGAUGAGAUGGCUCAGAGCUUUUCUGACUACUCGGACGAUUGUGCCUCUGACAGUUCCCGUGAGGAGACUAUCUACGAGACCAUAAGGGCCACUGCCGAGCCAACACUCACCCGCAUGGAUGACAUUCACAUGAAUUCGCUGGUCAUCCGUGUGGUCAUCCCAGACCUGCAGCAGACAAAAUGCAUGCGGUUCAACCCAGAUGCGACAGUCUGGGUUGCAAAACAACGGAUCCUUUGCACACUUAAUCAGAGUCUGAAGGACGUGCUCAACUACGGCCUUUUUCAACCAGCUAGCAGUGGAAGGGAUGGCAAGUUCCUGGAUGAAGAACACAUCCUGCGGGAGUAUCCCCAACCAAUUAGCAAGGGUGUUCCAUCUUUGGAGUUUCGUUACAAAAGCAGAGUGUACAGACAGCCGAAUGUGGAUGAGAAACAGAUUGGAAAACUUCACACAAAGGCCAAUCUGAGAAAGUUUAUGGAUCUUAUCCAGCAUAACCAGGUGGAAAAACUGUCUAAGAUGUUGGAGAGAGGCUUCGACCCCAACUACCAUGACAGUGACACUGGCGAGAGUCCGUUGACAUUUGCAGCACACCUUGACAAUGUAGUGGAGCUAAUCAAGGUGCUGAAAAAUGGAGGCGCUCACCUGGACUUCAGAGCCAAAGACGGCAUGACUGCUCUCCACAAAGCUGCAAGGUCCAAGAAUCAGGCUGCACUCACGACUUUGCUGGAGCUGGGAGCAUCUCCAGACUACAAGGACAGCUGUGGACUGACUCCUCUGUAUCACAGCGUGUUGGUGGGUGGAGAUCCAGGCUGCUGUGAGCUCCUGCUGAAUCACCAUGCUGCUGUCUGCUGCCAGGAUGAGAACGGAUGGCACGAGGUUCACCAGGCUUGCCGUCACGGCCACGUGCAGCACUUGGAACAUCUGCUGUUCUACGGAGCGGACAUGAGAGCCCAGAAUGCCUCAGGAAACACGGCACUGCACAUCUGUGCCCUCUACAACCAGGAUAACUGUACCAGAGUGCUGCUGGUCCGUGGAGCCGACAAAGAAGUGAAAAACUACAACAGCCAGACUCCAUUUCAGGUUGCCAUUAUUGCUGGGAACUUUGAGCUUGCUGAACUCAUCAAGAACCACAAAGACACAGACAUUGUGCCUUUCCGCGAGGCUCCAGCCUAUUCCAAACGCAGACGGGGUCAGUCUUCUGGCAACAGCAGCAGAAACAGCAAGUCCCCCUCCACAUUAUCAGCGCCACAUGUACUUGUGCGCUCCAACAGUGACAACAACCUCACAGUGAGUCAGUACCAGGUGCAGCAGGUCGGAUCUCCAAGUAACUGGGCCCCACAUCUGCAGCAACAGCCCCAAACUCAGGGCCACCCACACAGGGCCCCCCUGCAGGGUCACUCACAGUCUGGCUCCUCAGCGUUACAUCGUAGCCUGUCCCCCCAGCUGAUACAGCAGAUGCCCAGUGGCAGCCCCAAUGGCAACGUGGUGGUCCGGACCAUGGGAAGGGGGUCGAGGAGCCGGUCGCCCUCUCUCAGCCGGUUGGGGGAAGAGGCUCGGCGUAUCGGGCCUUCACAGCGGCAGGCCAGUCCCGGAAAUCAUGGUGAGGCUGUAGGAACCAGGAGGAAGCUGUACAGCGCCGUACCCGGGAGACAUUUUGUGGUGGUUCGCUCUUACACUGCCCAAGCCGAGGGAGAGAUUAACCUCUACAAGAGUGAUAGGGUCAAAGUCCUCAGCAUCGGGGAGGGGGGUUUCUGGGAGGGCAGUGCCCGAGGCCAGGUGGGCUGGUUUCCAGCUGACUGCGUGGAGGAGAUCCCAGCCAAAGCCACAGAGGAGAGGAGCUAUUCUAGAGCGGACCGUGCUGACAGACGGAAGCUCUUCCGACACUACACUGUGGGGUCCUACGACAGCUUUGACGCCUCCAGUGACUGCGUGGUGGACGAGAAGACCGUGGUGCUCCAGAAGAAGGAGAAUGAGGGCUUCGGCUUCGUCCUCCGAGGGGCCAAAGCAGACACGCCCAUUGAGGAGUUUACGCCGACGCCGGCCUUCCCUGCCCUGCAGUACCUGGAGUCUGUGGAUGAGGGAGGUGUGGCAUGGCAGGCUGGACUCAGGACGGGGGACUUCCUCAUUGAGGUAAACCAGGAGAACGUGGUGAAGGUGGGCCACAGGCAGGUGGUCAACAUGAUCCGACAGGGAGGCAAUCGGCUCCUGAUCAAGGUGGUGACAGUGAGCCGGAAUUUGGACCCCGAUGACACGGCACGCAAAAAAGCUCCUCCACCUCCGAAGAGAGCACCCACCACAGCCCUGUCAAUGCGCUCCAAGUCCAUGACCUCUGAACUGGAGGAACUCGUAGUGGAUAAGGCCACUCUACGGAAAAAGAAAGUUGACAAAGUUGAAGAGAUGUCACAUGCCCAGAAGGCCACACCGGUGGAUAUGAAGAUUGCCACAAUCAAACCCCGCCCAUCAAGUCGCUGCUUAGUUACGGCCGCUGACAUGAAUUCCCUGUUUAAUGACCGUCAAGGAGUAGCAGUGGUACCACCCACCGUGCCAGGAGGGUUCCUGGGGAUACCUGAGAAGAGUACCUUGAAAAAGCAAAAGUCAAUAGGUACAACAGAGGAUGAGAAGCAGGGAUUCCUCACUCCCCCUCUACUCAAGUUUUCCCGCAGCCUCUCUAUGCCUGACACUUCAGAGGACAUCCCUCCUCCUCCAGCCAUUUCACCCCCUUCACCGCCUGCUGCCUACAACUCCACCAGUAGCCCUACAGCCAAGACCUACAGCACCACGCACCCCAGCUUCACUCAAAACUCACCUGCGAAUGCAGUUACAACCAUUAGUCGAACUACAGACGUAGGUACAUUAAGGCGUGGCUACUUUCGCCAAAGCUCAGAGCAGUUUGACAGCAUGCGUACUCGAGGGCGCACACCGGUGCCUGAAAACCCUUACUCUGAAGUGGGUAAUAAGACACUGUAUGUACCAGCAAAACCAGCUCGCAGGAAGGGCAUGCUAGUAAAGCAGUCCAAUGUUGAGGACAGCCCUGAAAAAACGUGUAACAUGCCAGCAAGCCCUUCAGGCCCAGUUUCCAUGCCAACUACACCUGUAGAGCGAACAUGCUCCUCCAUACCCAUUCCAACCAUUAUCAUCAAGGAGCCUUCCACCAGCAGCAGUGGCAAGAGUAGCCAGGGUAGCAGUAUGGAAAUUGAGCCCACCACUCCUGAACACCCACCUCUCACACCAACUGUUACUGGAAGUGGUGGUUUGCGGCCUGAAGAUCCAAUGGCUCUCAACAACCCCUUUGCUGCAGCUAUUGCUGGAGCUGUACGGGACCGGGAGAAGCGGUUAGAAGCAAAAAAGAACUCAAUUGCCUUCCAGUCAAUGGACAUGGGAGACGAUGAUAUAACGGGUCCCACACCCACCCCACGCCUUCGACAGUCCAAGUCCAUUGAUGAAGGUAUGUUUAGUAGUGAUGAACGGCUUCAAAGGAUAAUGGCUCCCCUUCCUGCAGAAGGGCUUGGGCCUCCUGUUGGGGGUGGAAGUGGCAACAUGACAGAUUUCAACACCCCUGAGCCUACAGUGGUUCGGGAGCCACUAAACACCAGAACAGGACAGUGUCCCAACUUUGACAGCCCAGUUAGUCUCCCAGCUACUCCACCUAAGAGCCACUACAGGGCCAAUGGCACCUACCUCCACCCUGUCACCGGCAAACCCUUGGACCCUAAUUCACCACUAGCUCUGGCCCUGGCAGCCCGUGACCGCGCCAUGAAGGAGCAGCAAAAUCAUCCUCAAAAUCAGACACAAACGUCUCCUCAGGUUCAACAAACACUCAAGCAUGAGACUCAGUCCCUACCUGUGCAGCCAAGCCACAAACCAGACCUCAACCAACCGCUGUUUAUUGACACCAAACUACGCUCCGGCAUAGAGACCAGUUUUGCUGCAAUCACAACAGCAACCAUGGGAAGACCUAGUCGAGGUGGCCUGCGGAGGCAAGUAACAGAGCACAAAUAUGAAUCAGAUAGAGCAGAAAGGCAACAUCAAACAGUUGAGGAAAGAAAAAGUGCACCUGCAGAUGUCUCAGAUCCUUCACAACCCAAGUCAGCUGGCCUGCUGAUGGUCCACACCAGCACAGAACCAAACAACAAGGUCAACCAUAACUCCCCAGAGGUUGAAGGGCAGGACAGUAACAAGCCAUCAGAGCUGAAAGAUCCCAAUCAAGUAGAGCCUUUCAGUACUUCUACCCUUUCUUCCAAUUCCCAGCCUCCAUCAUCACGGAGAAGGAGUAUUCCCUUAAUGGAGUCCAUGGAUGAGCCAGUAAAACUCCCCUUUCGCAUUCCCCCUCCUCCUUUGGCCUCAGUUGAUGUUGAUGAGGACUUUGAUUUUUCAGAACCCCUUCCCCCACCGUUGGAGUUUGCCAACAGUAUUGACAUUUCUGAUGAUCAAGCAAGUGCAAUUGCAGAGUUAAUUCAGCAGCAGAGACGUAAUGGGGGUCCUGCUCUACCUCCCUAUCACACUCAUGCUCCACCACCUGUAAUUGAUCAGCACAAACGGAUGGCAAACAACAUGCCUCCUCUCUAUCCACCUCCUCCUCCUGACCCAGAAUCAGGGGUGGGUGAUUCAGGCAUUGAAGAAGUGGACAGUCGCAGCAGUGGGGAUCCUCAGCACAUGGAGACCACCAGCACCGUUUCCAGCAUUUCCACACUGUCAUCAGAGGGAGGCUUCUGCGACAGUGUGCUGGAGAGCCUCUACACCACGGCGGAUGGGCAUGCAUUUCUGGCGGAUCGGCCCCCUGUCCCACCCAAACCCAAAGGCAAGUCUGUCAUCAACAGAACGUCACUUUAUCAUGAUGCCCUCAUUGAGGAGCCCCCAGAGUCAUAUGGGCCACCGCCCAAGGCCCCACCUCCUUCAUCCUCUGAGCCUCCUAGAACUUCUACUCAAAGGACAUCCAAGCUGUGGGGUGAUCAAGCCCCAGAGCUACGGAGCCCCCCGUCCACACCAGAUACCAAGAACACUGUUAUCACAGAGCUGAGCUCCAUUCUGCAGCACAUUAACCGUGACAGGCCGCCCCGGCCCGGAGAAAGUCUUGGCUCCCCCACCGGGACCAGGGGCACCUUUGGAACAAGGCCGCCCACAGAAGACUCAGGAAUGCGUAGCAACGCCACUGCACUUGCCUCCACGCCUCCCAGCAGCCUCCCCUCCCAGACACACCCGUGCAGCCCACCGGACUCUGCCUCCUCCCUCACUCCUUGCUCUUCGCUGCCGCCCUCUGUGUCGCCCUCCCUCACCGACGUCUUCGGCCUGCCCACUCCACCCAUGGGCAGCGGAGGCGGCUACAGCCUCAGCUCAUCGUGCGGCGGCAGCGGGAGCUCACGCUCCCCAUCGCCGCUCACACUGAUGCAGGCAGUGGCCGCCUCGGGGAAGCCUUUUGUCUCCAAACCCAUGGAGCUGUGGAGCAAACACGACGUGGCGGACUGGCUGGAGAGCCUGAACCUCGGGGAGCACAGGGACGCUUUCCUGGACAAUGAGAUCGAGGGCGCUCACCUGCCCUCGCUGCAGAAAGAGGACCUGAUAGACCUGGGCGUGACGCGGGUGGGGCACCGCAUGAACAUCGAGAGGGCCCUGAAGCUGCUGCAGGACAGAUAAGGAGCCAGCGAGGUGAUGAGUGGAGUCGGAGUAGAGGAGAGGGAGAGUCUAAAGUCGUGGGUCUGGGUGGAAGAGUGUCCGAGCUGAUGCCACCUCUUGCCAUUUUCGUCUUCUCUCAUCCUCCUUUGUCGCCCUCAUCUCAGUGCUCCCGUCGUGUCGGCACUCUUCUUCCUCGCUCCCACUGUCCUGAGCAUCAGGGGAUUCCAAAACAUCACAAGAAAUCACAGCGGGAGACAGAAGCGAUUAGCUGCUACUUGACAUGGAGGAGAACGCGGUGGAGGCCGGUGUGAAGGACGUCCAGAAGAACGCUGGAAACACAGAAACACUUGUUGAUGCUUUCUUCCAAACGCUUUGGAAUACUACUGACUUUUUCCAGACACCCGGAGCGGGUACCUGAAAAACAAACCAGCUGAGCUGGUCAUUGCUCUUUUUCUAUCUUUGCUAGAGUUUGUUCAGAGAAUAUUUCUUCACUAGAGUCCCACCGGAGUUAUAUUUCUGGGUGCAUCCAAGGACGGAGGGAAAUUUGACAUGGACUCGGACUUUUUUCUUUUUUGUUUUCACUUAUUUGUGUCAAGACGACAACAUCAGCUGGUACAUUUUGAAUUUAAAAAAACAUAUUCCGUAGAUGCUCCCUGUAGGACACACCCACUCAGCAUCCACAUCAUCAGUCCACAUGUGCAGCAAAAGCCAGUCUAGGACACGAGCUAGACACAGCGUCUCAAUCCACUUUUCAGGCGAGAAUUCCCAUGUUGCUUCACUUUAUACCCAUGAUGUUUUACCGCAACCAAAGAUUAACAAACUCUAAGGCUGUCUCCAAGUUCGGGGGUCAUCUCCUUUGAAGGCUGCGUUCUACAAAGAUAAUUUUUUAGUGCUUAUUUAUACUUUACUCAUAAACAUUAGUUAUUUAUAGUUGUACAUAUGCAGCCCAAUAAUUGUUCCUUUUUUGUUUUUUAAUUUGCCAACCAUUUUGUCAGGGAAAUCAAAAUCCCGCAAUGACUCUUGGAAUUGUUUGGAUGUGUUGUAUCCUUCGUUUUCAUUGGCUGCAUUCCAAGGAGCUUUUGAAAUGAGACUAUGACACAUGCAGUCAACAAAUGCAGCCUUAGAAGGAUGCAGCCCCGGAUUGAGACACAGCUAAAGUGUUCCCUCGGUUAUUGUUUCCUGGGAGAUUAACUACAAUGCUACAUUCAUGCAGCUAUAACCCUGGAUCCCUAUUGGAUCUCAUAAAUUAGUUAAAUACUAACUAGCAUUAACUUAAGCAGCAAACCAAAUUUACAGUUUAUGUCAGCUUACCAACAUGUUGGUCUCAGGCGGUACAGCAAGUUAUCCACAAACCAAAGGGUCAGUGGUUUUCAAUGGUAACAUAUUUGUGUUCGCCCGGUCCGACAGUGCAAAAGGGUUUGAACUUAAGAGCUUCAUGAUCUUGACUAUAUUCUUGAAGAUUACUGAGAAAUGAGGGUCAUACAGCAGUACUGGGGCACAAAUACCUCUUUGAUGAGUUCCGACAGUUGCCCGUGUCCGUAUAAAACUGGGGAACAUUUAUGUGCUGUAAAACAUCUGGAUCCUGGAAAGAUGGGAGUGAACCCAGUUCGAUCCUGAGUGCAGAUGAAUGUUGAUGUGUCCUUGACACACACAUGAGCUCUAAACUGCUCAAUCUGGGCUCCUUUUCCCUCUUUCAGCCCCAAACAACUGUGGCCCAAAGAUUUCAAGUAAGAAAAAGUUAGCUGAGCAACAUAUACUGUCACAUGCAGCAGUCUGUCAGGUCAGUGGGCGCCACCGCAGCUACGCAUCUGCAUUCUCAUUUCCAUGGAGAAAGGGAGCUUUUUGUUGAGAUUUCAUUGGUCCGUGAAAAUGAAAUAAAGGGGUAUUUUUCUAGAACUGCCCCGAGAGAUCACAAAAAAGACUGUUUAAUUUAGACCCAGU
Messenger RNA from Thalassophryne amazonica, 7595 nucleotides. It is a transcript of the gene shank2b, whose product is annotated as SH3 and multiple ankyrin repeat domains 2b. Lineage: Eukaryota; Metazoa; Chordata; Actinopteri; Batrachoidiformes; Batrachoididae. Gene Ontology annotation, molecular function: ionotropic glutamate receptor binding; synaptic receptor adaptor activity. The record is from RefSeq and is a predicted model, not a curated record. The transcript is spliced from 23 exons. The coding region runs from base 21 to 5675 and encodes 1884 amino acids. Gene Ontology annotation, cellular component: postsynaptic density; postsynaptic membrane; dendritic spine.